This is a messenger RNA of Trifolium pratense (red clover), 1620 nucleotides long. Its product is annotated as UPF0481 protein At3g47200-like. NCBI's taxonomy places the organism in Eukaryota, Viridiplantae, Streptophyta, Magnoliopsida, Fabales, Fabaceae. The transcript has 3 exons. The record is from RefSeq and is a predicted model, not a curated record. Bases 84 to 1469 code for a protein of 461 amino acids.
UAUAGUAACAUAUGUUAAUCCUAGCAAGUAAAUAUAUAUGAUGCAUGACUAAUUAAUCUAUAACACAUUAGCUAGGCAUAUACAUGGAAUUAGAAAUGAAAUGGGUGGAGCAAAUCAAUGAGGAAAUAAGGAGCAAUAGUCCAUCAAUAUAUGAUGAGAUGGAACUAUGGAAGAAACAUUCAAUUUACAAAAUACCCUUAAGAGUAACUUCACUAAACAAAAAGGCCUACAAACCACAAGCAAUUUCAUUUGGCCCUUACCAUUAUGGGGAGGAGAAUUUAAAGGCUAUGGAAGAACACAAGCAUAGAGCCCUUGUUCAUUUUUUAAAGAGAUGUGAAAAACCCAUUGAGUUAUUAUUCCAACAAAUGGACCAAGUGGCUCAAGAGUUGAGAGACUCGUACAAGCCACUCGAUCCAAUUUGGAUAUCGGAUACACCAAAGUUUGUUCAAACGAUGAUUCUUGAUGGUUGUUUUAUUUUGGAGAUUUUGAGAGCUAAUGAUGGUGUUUUGGAUGAUUACGCCGAGAAUGAUCCUGUAUUUGGUGAACAUGGAAAAUUUUAUGUGUUGCCAUAUAUUAAACGUGACAUGCUUAUGCUUGAAAAUCAAAUACCUAUGAUGGUUUUACAUACAUUGAUCAAGGUUGAAACCGGCAUGGAGAAGGAAGAUGAUCAUGAGAUGUUAAACGAGAAAAUCGUGAAGUUAUUAAAUCCAAGCACACCAAUAAUCCAAAGCUUAGGAAAAUGCAUGCACAUAUUAGACGUGUUUAGAAAAAGCUUAAUUCAACUAGGACCAAGUCACCAAACACGCAUGCCAAAAGCAACAAAAAGAAAUUGGUUAACUUUAGAGGCAGGAGAAGAGAUUAUUCGAUCUGCAGUUGAGCUUCAUGAGGCAGGAAUUCGUUUCAAGCAAAGCAAAACAUGGAGUCUCAAAGAUGUUUCAUUUGAUCGAGGUGUUCUUAGGCUUCCAACAUUGGUUAUAGAUGACACUACUGAGUAUAUGCUUCUUAAUCUCAUUGCCUUGGAGCGUCUCCACAUAGGAGCAGGUAACGAGGUAACAUCAUUUAUAUUUUUUAUGGACACAAUCAUUGACAGUGACAUGGAUGUUGCACUUCUUAACCGAAGUGGGAUCAUAAUCAAUGCUCUUGGGAGUGACAAAGUUGUUUCCAAAUUAUUUAACUCGUUAUCGAAAGACAUAACAGUGGAUCGUCAUGGAAUACUUGAUGUAGUGAGAAUGAGUAUGAGUGAUUAUUGCAAGAAACCAUGGAAAAGAUGGCGUGCUAAUCUCAUUCAAACUUAUUUUAGAAAUCCUUGGGCUAUUGUGUCUCUUGUUGCUGCAAUUUUCCUUUUUGCUCUUACUAUUGUUCAAACUGUGUAUUCUGUUCGUCAAUUUUAUCAAAGUCCAAGCCCAGGCCCAAGCCCAUCAAAGUCGCCUAUUUUACCGGUUACUCCAAGACCUCGCCAUCUUCUAUAAUCAUUAACGGUGUUGCCUAAUUUCUUGUUUUUGCCUUUGGUUUUUAUAUUUGUGUGAAUUUGUUAUCAUUUUCAAUGUUUUAUUUUAUGUGUAUUUGAUUUGAUGUUUGAUUUGUCAUUGUGAGUUUAUAUGGAAUGGUUGAGAAUGAUUA